GGCGCGGCCCAAGUCGGACUCCGCCGCCAUCGCCGCUGCUGCUCCCUCCCCGCCACCGGCGCCGGCCGACACCAUGAACCCCGACCUGCGCAAGGAGCGGGCCUCCGCCGCCUUCAACCCGGAGCUCAUCACGCACAUCCUCGACGGCAGCCCCGAGAACACCCGGCGCCGUCGGGAGAUCGAGGACUUGAUCGUGAAUGACCCAGAUUUCCAGCAUGAGGACUAUAACUUCCUCACGCGCAGCGAGCGUUACGAGGCAGCUGUCAAGAAGAGUGCCAUCAUGGUAAAGAAGAUGAGGGAGUUUGACAUUGCAGAUCCUGAAGAGAUCAUGUGGUUUAAAAACUUUGUGCACCGAGGGCGGCCUGAACCUUUGGAUCUUCACUUGGGCAUGUUCCUGCCCACCUUGCUUCACCAGGCCACUGCAGAGCAGCAGGAGCGCUUCUUCAUGCCCGCUUGGAAUUUGGAGAUCACUGGCACUUAUGCCCAAACAGAGAUGGGUCAUGGGACUCAUCUCCGAGGCUUGGAAACCACUGCCACGUAUGACCCCAAAACCCAGGAGUUCAUUCUCAACAGUCCCACAGUGACAUCCAUUAAGUGGUGGCCCGGUGGGCUUGGAAAGACUUCCAAUCAUGCCGUAGUUCUCGCUCAGCUCUACACUCAGGGGAAGUGCUACGGAUUGCAUGCCUUCAUUGUACCCAUUCGUGAAUUGGGGACCCACAAGCCUUUGCCAGGUAUUUCUGUUGGAGACAUUGGCCCCAAGUUUGGUUAUGAAGAGAUGGAUAAUGGCUACCUAAAAAUGGACAACUAUCGUAUUCCCAGAGAAAACAUGCUGAUGAAGUAUGCACAGGUGCAGCCAGAUGGCACGUAUGUAAAGCCUGUCAGUAAUAAGCUGACCUACGGGACCAUGGUGUUUGUCAGGUCGUACCUUGUGGGAGAAGCAGCUCGGUCUCUAUCCAAGGCAUGCACCAUUGCCGUCCGAUACAGCGCCGUGAGGCACCAGUCUGAAAUCAAGUCAGGGGAUCCAGAACCACAGAUUUUGGAUUUCCAAACACAACAAUAUAAACUGUUUCCACUUCUGGCCACUGCCUAUGCUUUCCAAUUCGUAGGCAGAUUCAUGAAAGAGACCUACUAUCGGGUUAAUGAGGGCAUUGGCCAAGGGGACCUGACGGAGCUGCCUGAGCUUCAUGCCCUCACUGCUGGACUUAAGGCUUUCACUACCUGGAUAGCAAAUGCUGGUAUCGAAGAGUGUCGGAUGGCUUGUGGUGGGCAUGGCUAUUCUCAUUGCAGCGGUAUCCCCAAUAUUUAUGUCACGUUCACCCCGGCCUGCACCUUCGAGGGAGAAAACACCGUCAUGCUGCUACAGAUGGCCAGGUACUUAAUGAAAAGCUAUAAUCAGGUGCUGUCGGGGAAGUUGGUUUGUGGCACAGUGUCCUACUUGAAUGACCUGCCCAGUCAGCGCAUCCAGCCGCAGCAGGUGGCAGCCUGGCCGACUGUGGUAGACAUCAACAGUCCUGAAAGCCUGACUGAGGCAUACAAGCUCCGUGCGUCCAGAUUAGUAGAAAUGGCUGCUAAAAACCUUCAGACUGCACUGAGUCAUAGGAAGAACAAGGAGGUGGCAUGGAACCUAACUUCUGUUGACCUUGUUCGAGCAAGUGAGGCACACUGCCACUAUGUGGUAGUUAAGAUCUUUGCAGAAAAACUCCUCAGCAUUCAAGAAAAAUCCAUCCAAUCUGUCUUAAAGAACUUAUGUCUCUUGUAUUCUCUGUAUGGAAUCAAUCAGAAGUCAGGAGAUUUCCUUCAGGGGAAUAUCAUGACAGUAUCUCAGAUUCCGCAAGUAAACCAGCGUAUAAUGGAGUUACUCACUGAAAUCCGCCCCAAUGCUGUUGCUCUGGUUGAUGCCUUUGAUUUUAAGGAUGUGACCCUUGGCUCUAUUCUCGGCCGCUAUGAUGGGAAUGUGUAUGAUAAUUUGUUUGAGUGGGCCAAGAGAUCCCCCCUGAACAAAACAGAGGUCCACGAAUCUUACUACAAGCACCUGAAGCCACUGCAGUCCAAGCUUUGAAGGGUCCUCAGGACAAAUAUGGUGUGCUUCCAAAAGCAUCUGUAUGCUGCUUCCUCCUACCUGAUGCACAAAUCUGCGUGGAAUCUUUAUCGAAUUCAUAUAACUGUAGAGCAAGUAGUGACUUGACCCCUAUCUUUAUAUAAAUUUUUUAAAUGAACAGAUUUCAGAGAUUAAAUUUUAAAAAAAUGUGUUUUAAGUGCAAUUAACACUGAAAGGGACUUGCUAAGCACUCGGAGAAAGCUUAAGAUACGCAGCAUGAUGGCUUCCAUUUGUAAUGCUGCUAGUGCCUACUGGUAGGCCAUGAUUUUUUUAUAAUUAGUAGGAUUUUAACUACUAAAUACUAAUUAUUUUCACAUUUUGAUUGCUAAUCACUGGUUAUGUGUUUUUAAACAAAGGUAUUUUAUGUGCAGUAGAACUUCCCUAUUGAACGAUUUACCACUCCAACCAUAGGGCCUGGCUUACAAGGCAGUACUGAAGACGAUUGGGGGAAAGAAAGUAACUGGAAAUCUUAACCUGAGAGUGUGCACUUGGCCCGUUUUCUGCCUGCUUCCCUUCUCUGCAGAAGUAUUGCUCCUAUCAUACUAGCAGUUUCCAACAAGACCAUCACUCACCCAUCCACACCCCAGGGAUUUCCUCCAGGAGCUCCGUCAUUACUCUAGGAGCACUGUACACCUUUUGUCCCCGGCUUGGUUGCUCAACAUAAUAGCUUUUGACUGUUGCUGGGCAUUCAGUCAGUGGUAUUUGAUCUCCUUCCUCUCUUGCCCUCCCCUAAUAGUGAGGAAGGAAAAUGAAUUGUUCAUUUUAGUAGGGAAAGCCCUCAGCUGUGACACUUAAUUUUGAUGACCUUACUAAAUUAAAUUGCCUGAGACAAUCUAGAUUUUCAUGUGGGCAUAAUCAUUAAAAUGAUAGUUACAUGGUGUUUGGCAUUUUAAAAAAAGGAAAACAAACAUUGCCUGACUUAUGAAAUGGUAACCAUGCUGUACAAUACCUUAAUAAUAAAAAUAAAGUUACUUUCUAAGAAAUAAAAACAUCUUACACACAGAAAUGAUACACAGAAAAAACCUUUCGUAGAAACUUUGUGUUCUGAUUUUUGGAUCCGAAAAUGUAAACAUUGGAAGUAUAACUAAAGAAUGAUUGGAAAUUCA
Molecule: messenger RNA, 3204 nt
Organism: Perognathus longimembris pacificus (Pacific pocket mouse)
Lineage: Eukaryota; Metazoa; Chordata; Mammalia; Rodentia; Heteromyidae
Gene: Acox1
Product: acyl-CoA oxidase 1
Exons: 14
Coding region: 74-2059 (661 amino acids)
Biological process (GO): lipid homeostasis; very long-chain fatty acid metabolic process; fatty acid beta-oxidation using acyl-CoA oxidase
Cellular component (GO): peroxisome
Molecular function (GO): FAD binding; fatty acid binding
Source: RefSeq, a predicted model, not a curated record